Fulvia fulva is the source of this 495-nucleotide messenger RNA. RefSeq lists its product as uncharacterized. The transcript is spliced from 2 exons. Lineage: Eukaryota; Fungi; Ascomycota; Dothideomycetes; Mycosphaerellales; Mycosphaerellaceae. The record is from RefSeq and is a predicted model, not a curated record. The coding region runs from base 1 to 495 and encodes 164 amino acids.
AUGUGUCCCAGACCACCAAUUCCUUCAACAAUCCUCGAAACAUGCCUCUACGUCCGAUCUCUAUCGGCAUCUAAAGCCUUUUACGGUGAUCUUAUCGGCCUGGUUCCAGAUGUCAAGACGGAACGUCUCAUAUCAUAUCCCGUCGGGCCAACAUCUACCUUACUGCUCUUCAAGAUGGGAGAGACGACUGAAGACUGGCCCAGGACAAAUGCAAAUGCCAACAAAAGCGGGAAACCUAUCUGUAUCCCCGCCUCAGGUCCGACCAAAGAAGUUGAGAAGGCGGUACUGAGUGGGAAUGAAAGGCUGAACUUGCACUUUUGUUUUGGGACGGAGAAGAGGGAGGAUACGGAGGCCUGGGAGGCGUAUUUUGAGGAGAAGGGGGUUGAGGUCAUUGGCAGGAUGGAGUGGGAGAGGGGAGGCUACAGUGUGUAUGUCCGCGAUCCGGAUGGAGGUGUGGUGGAGUUCGGAAGCAGAGGGCUGUGGCCGCACUUCUGA